Messenger RNA from Pisolithus orientalis, 1452 nucleotides. RefSeq names its product cytochrome P450. Lineage: Eukaryota; Fungi; Basidiomycota; Agaricomycetes; Boletales; Pisolithaceae. Gene Ontology annotation, molecular function: heme binding; oxidoreductase activity, acting on paired donors, with incorporation or reduction of molecular oxygen; steroid hydroxylase activity. The record is from RefSeq and is a predicted model, not a curated record. The transcript has 3 exons. Bases 1 to 1452 code for a protein of 483 amino acids.
AUGUCUUCCCUUCUAGCCUUCCUCGCUCUACUGGUGGUCAUCUAUGCAGCAUUGGCCUUAUUUCUUAGACGGAAAACGUCUUCGCUUUUUCCUCCCUCGGUUCCGAGCGCUCUACCCUGGAUUGGGUCUGCGUUGAGUUAUCUAUCUAACCCCAAGGAGUUCUUGGCGCGUUGCCAAAAGCAGUAUGGUUCAGUGUACAAGUUACUGCUCGGCGGCCGAGAAGUUAUCGUUUUUUCGUCAACGGCUGCAAUUUCAUCUGUCUAUGCAUCAGAGGACGCUGCGCCACAAGCCAUGCAUAAUCAGAUCUUCCGUGCGUUCAUUGGACGCUACCCAAAAGACACUGGGUUCAGCGUGGAGAAAGCGAUUUUUCCAUUGCUGGAUCAAGUUUUUUCCAAGCGUUCUCUAGAGGACCUGGUUCAGCCACUCGCCCAAAUGGUAUUCGCGAGAGUCAGGAACCUUACUCAAAUGCGGAGUACGCAAGUAUCACUCAUGACUUUCCUUGCGGAGCCACUGUACUUUGCAGUCAACGUCGUGCUCUUCGGGAACGGGUAUCCCUCUGACUCCUUUGAUGAUUUCCGCGUAAUGGAUGAGACCAUGCCUGAACGUUUCUUUGGAAAGCCGUAUUGGUUUUUGCCCUCCGUUCGAGCUCGUAGACGCUUGAUCCCCCGGGGUAUCGACUACGUCCAGAAAAUGCGGACCUCGACAAAUAGUAGUGCGCUGGGCUCGGAUUUCAUCCAAACUCUGCAAAAGAAGGGUGUCUCUCCAGAGGAAGCAGCCUGCCAUCUACUUACGUUUUCGUGGGGUCUACAUGCCAACACCCAAGGCACAAUAUUUUGGUUUUUCCUGUUCUUGCUUAGCGAUCCGGUUGCUCUUGCUGCUGUGCGGGAUGAAGUUGACAGAGCUAUCAAGCACGAAUUCGGAGACUUACAUGGGUUCUUGGUUGACGCUAAUUUCAAGAAUCUGGAUGGGCCCUCCUUCACGCUACUCACAUCCGCAAUAAUGGAAGUGAUGAGGCUUACCGCCACGUUCAUGGGCCUUCGUACCGCCACCUCUGAUUUCAACCUGAAGGACAGUGAUAAGCUAGUCCCGGUACGGAAGGGAGAGUAUCUUCUGGGGAACGUCGAUGCCGUCCAUAUGGAUGACAGCGUAUACCCCAAUAGCCAUGCCUUUGUGUAUGAUCGGUUUGUUUACUGCGAGGGGAAACUCAGGACAGAUGGAAAACCAUGGUUUUCUUUCGCUGCUGGGAGACACAUGUGCAAGGGCAGGUACCUUGCCAUGUAUGAGCUAAAAGUCUCAGCGAUACUAUCGCUCUACCUGUUUGACAUUACACCAGUGGGAGGGCCUCCGCCGCCGUGGUGGCCACCAAGAUCGCAGCGGGUAAAUCUUGGUUUCCCUCGCAUGGAGGAUAUCAUAGUUCAGUUGCAUCCCAGAGACGUGGCAGAAGGUAUUUAG